CACACCUUCACUGGUUUAUAUUUAUUUUUUACGAUUGUUAAAAACAUAAAUAUGCUGAAAUACGAUAAUACGCGUGAUUAGGUUGAGGCGCUCAGCACAUCCGGUGAGAAACGGACAAACGCGGGAGCGAAGCGCGAAAAAACAAAUGAUUCGUUUAACAACCUAAAAACACGAAUAAACUGCGAUUUUUUUAUGAUAAUUAUCGCUUUUUAUGUUAUUAUAUGAAGUCAAAAUGACGGAAUUACUUUUUAACAAGAGGUUACAAGUACAGGUGAAGAAUAGAGAGACCGAUGAGAGACGUUCAGUCAUUCGCAUCAGUAUUGAAUUGCAGCUAUCAUCAAAUCCUGUCCAUAGGAAGGAUUUGGUUGUACGGCUGACAGAUGAUACUGAUCUUUACUUUUUAUACAAUCUUGUCAUAUCAGAGGAGGAUUUUCAGAGCUUAAAAGUACAACAAGGGCUUUUAAUAGACUUCACAUCAUUCCCACAGAAAUUUAUUGACUUGCUUGAGCAGUGCAUCUCUGAACAGGACAGAGAAAGCCCACGGUUCCUGUUGCAGCUCACGUCAGCUUCAUCAGCGUUCGACCACAGUCCUUCAAACCUUAAUAUUGUGGAGACAAACGCUUUUAAACACCUCACACAUCUCUCUCUGAAACUGCUCCCGGGAUCUGAUACAGAUAUUAAGAAGUAUCUGGCCACCUGUCUGUCUACUAUAAAGGAGGAAAAGCAGCAGUUGGAACAGAAGUUGAGAAAGACUGAAGAAGAUCUGACAAGACAGCUAAAUUAUGCACAGCAAACCCUGUCUGAGAAAAGUCGAGAGUUGGACAAACUCAGGUCUGAAUGGACAUCCCAAACAACAUCUCUGUCCAGCAGACACAUGCAGGAUCUCACAGCUGAGCGUGAAAAAGCUCUGGAGACACAAUCGCGUCUGCAGCAACAGAACGAACAGCUGCGACAGGAACUUGAAUCGUCUCAUCACAGAAGCACCCAGCAGCUCCAAACCAAAGUCUCUGAGCUGGAAACGGCCAACAGGGAGCUCAUCGACAAGAAAUACAAGAGCGACUCCACCAUUCGAGACCUUAAAGCCAAACUGGCCAGUCUGGAAGAGGAGUGUCAGAGGUCAAAGCAGCAGGUUCUGUCACUAAGGAGAGAGAACAGCAGCCUCGACACCGAAUGCCACGAGAAAGAGCGUCUCGUCAACCAGCUGCAGACGCGAGUGGCCGUCUUAGAGCAGGAGAUCAAAGAUAAAGACCAGCUCGUGCUGCGGACCAAAGAGGUGCUGGAAGCCACCCAGCAGCAGAAGAACUCUUUUGAAGGAAAUGCAGAAAGUAAGCAACUUCAAAUCGGUAAGCUGGAGGCCACAGUAAAAUCCCUGUCAGAGGAGCUCAUCAAGGCGAACGGCAUCAUCAAGAAGCUCCAGGGGGAUCUGAAGGCUCUGGUGGGGAAGAUCAAGGUGAAGAACACCGUGACUGUGUCUCAAGAAAAGAUCCUGCAGGAAACUACAGAGAAACUCCAGCGGGAGCAGCGAGAACUGCAGGACACCCAACAACGGCUCCGACAGAAAGAGGAAGAGGCAACAAAAUUAAAGGAGCAAUUAGAAGCCACAAUUCAGAAAUUGGACGAGAGCAGGGAAGUGUUAAAAACCAAUGAGAACGUAAUAACUUGGCUGAACAAGCAGCUGAAUGAGAACCAGCUCUCUCGGAAGCAAGAAACUUUGGGAAUGUUCGAAACGCCUGCCGCAGGGAUGAGAACAGGAAGUGUCUCUCAUAAUAUGCUUGAUAGCAAAUCAUCUUUGGGACAGGGUUACCCCAUCACCUCUACGAUAAACUCCAAAUAUCUUCUUCCUCUUUCCUGUGUGAGCUCAGGAACUCGCUCUGUCCUGACACUGCACAAUCAGACAUCUGGACCAAAGGUCCAGUUUAACCCUAUGAGUGCCAAACCUUCAGCAGCAGAAGUGAGUCCCUCUACACUCGCCCAACCUUCCAAUAAAGAGAAUGGAGAAUCUGUUGGCCUGGACUCCAAGUACUUUGAGAGACGAGACGACAGCAUUCCUCUACGUGGUCUCCUACCCAGCAUGCAUCUAAAUAGAGAAGUUCCUAAGCCUUUGAACACAGCCGGAGCAAAACCGACACCAGCUGCAGCUUCUGCGUAUUUCCCAGGAUGACGAACAGUUUAUAUGCACCUCUAUUCAUCACUACGUUUUGUGUGUGAACGCCACUACUAAGAUGCUAAUGCAUUGCAAAGUGUCCAUGCAGAUGAUAGUCUUGUUUAAAAUGUUUUCAAUAAUUUAUUAAAAACAAUUAUUUUUAAACCUA
Ctenopharyngodon idella (grass carp) is the source of this 2312-nucleotide messenger RNA. RefSeq names its product SAS-6 centriolar assembly protein (gene sass6). The transcript has 17 exons. Gene Ontology annotation, biological process: centriole replication. The record is from RefSeq and is a predicted model, not a curated record. Bases 212 to 2161 code for a protein of 649 amino acids. Gene Ontology annotation, cellular component: centriole; centrosome. Lineage: Eukaryota; Metazoa; Chordata; Actinopteri; Cypriniformes; Xenocyprididae.